AUGGAUUAUCGUCCAUUAGACAUCACGGUGAUCUCCGCCAGUGUCCUCGAAAACUUGUUGUUCUUCUUCAAGGUCAAAGUGUACGUCGUUGUUUCCUUGAUAAACGGCAAAUCAAUCAUUGAAAAGAAGACCCAUUCCUCCCACGGCCGGAACCCUAAGUGGAACCACCGCAUCAAGUUUUCGGUCCAAGAGUCAGCUAUCCAAACCAGCACCCUCCUCUUUGUUCUGCGCCAACACCGCCUAUUCGGUGACAAAGAAAUUGGCGAGGUCUCCAUCCCGGUCCGGGAGCUCCUUGAGACAAACUCCGAUUCCGGCACCAUGGAACAUGUCGUUGAUUAUCAGGUUCAAUCCAUCAGAGGGAAAUCCAAAGGUACUUUCACCUUUUCACACCAGUUCAGAGAGAGAGUUCCGGCAGAUCAAACCGUCGUCACCGGUAGUUCUCAUCCUCCUCCGGUUAAUCAACAAGGGAUGAUGCCUGCUUACCCUCAAUCAUCGUAUUCUGCAACUCCGGGAUACUACCUAGCCACCCAAUACGGUGGCGCGUGGUACCAACACACGACAACUCCAUACCCUACCCAACAAGUGGGCUAUAAUCAACAAGUGUAG
Molecule: messenger RNA, 606 nt
Organism: Cynara cardunculus var. scolymus (artichoke)
Lineage: Eukaryota; Viridiplantae; Streptophyta; Magnoliopsida; Asterales; Asteraceae
Product: protein SRC2-like
Exons: 1
Coding region: 1-606 (201 amino acids)
Source: RefSeq, a predicted model, not a curated record